CGGAGAGUCCAGCUCGGGCGCCAACUCGUCGGCGGAGGAGAACGCUGCAGAGGCCCCCCGCGACGGCGGCCUCCCGCUGGCGGGCAAGAAGCGGGGGCUGCAGCGCCGCCCCCAGCAGCAGCCGGCCAGGGCGGACGCGCCCGCCGCCCCCGCUGCCGCCCCCGCCGCCCCCGACGGCGCCCAGGAGCAGCCUCAGCAACAAGCCAACUCCUCGGACGGGUCCGCCAGGUCGCCCACCGAGCAGGACAGCAAGAAGCCGAAGAAGGUGGUGCGGCGCAAGCGGAACCGCGGCGAGCUGACGAUGGACCUGAAGGACAUGGUGGUGCGGAAGCGCAUGGCCUCGCUGAACGCGUCCGCCAUCCUGGCCGCCAGCUACUCCGUGGAGAAGCGGCCCCCGCGGCUGCCCGCGCCAGACGGCCGUAAGAAGCAGUACCGCAAGCCGGCCAAGCACAAGGCUGGAGCGCAAGAGAAGGAGAAGAGCGCAGAAGACAGCGGCCCAGGGGAAGGCGAGGCCGCUCCCGCAGCCGCCUCCUCGGCGUCCACCGCCCCCUCGGCCCCCGGCGCCACCCCCGAAGGCGGGUCGCCGGUGGUGGUGCAGACAGAGGCCGCGGCGCCGCCGCCCGCCCCCGCUGCCGCCCCCGCAGCGGAGCCGGUGCUGCCGCUGCCGCAGCCGCUGCCGCCCCCGACGCCGCCGCCGUCGGUGCCGCACUACCACCACCAGGCGCCGCCGCCGCAGCACGGCGCUCCGCCCCCGGCGCCGCCUCCGCCACAGCCCCCUGGGCUCGACGUGGUCGGCAGCGGCGGCGUCAUCGAGCUGCGAACCACGUCCUCCACCACUUCGCCCAGCAAGAAGGUGGCGAUGAUCCAGCUGAACCAGGACACGGACGUGUGCAUCACGGGCGUCUACGUGAACAGCACGACCCGCUCGACGCGCCACGAGGGCUACUGCAGCAUCGCCGGCAUGCAGUACCGCAUCUCCAGCACCAGCCACACGCAGUCCGAGGCCACGACGGUCGCCACCGAGACGACGCUCCAGGUGCACGCCUCGGACCACGCGGCGGAGGCCGCGGCCGCGCCUGUGAAGUCUUACACGCCGCUGGGGGCGCUGUCUUCCAUGCAGCCGCCGGGGCACCCCUCGCAGCCGGCGGCGGCGCCGCCCGCGCAGCAGCCGCCCCCGCAGCAGCCGCCCCCGGCGCCGGGCCAGCCUCCGGCCGCCGCCCACGCGCAGUCGCACCCCGCCUACCACCUGCCAGCGCACCACCGACCGGUGGUGUCGCCGCUGCGGCGCUCGCACUACGGGCAGCACGCGGCGCCGCCCCCCGCCCCCCAGCCGCCGGCGUCGCAGCAGCACGGGCACGGCCCCCAGCCCCCACACGGCUACCAGCAGCCCGGCUGCGGCUCCGGCGCCUCCGCCUUCUCCGCGCCGCCCUCCUACGGCCCGCCGCCCCCACACCACCACCAGCAGCCGCAGCCGCAGGACUACAUGCACGGUAAGCAUCAAAGCGUGGAGCCCGGCGGUUGUUCGGGGUGGCGUAGCUGCAAGCAAGGUACUGUGUGGCGAACUUUUGUCUCGCUGUAAGUGUGCGCUGACAGUUUCGCUAACAGUUUGGGCCCUUCUCCCACUCU
Messenger RNA from Schistocerca gregaria, 1626 nucleotides. Its product is annotated as basic proline-rich protein-like. The record is from RefSeq and is a predicted model, not a curated record. Lineage: Eukaryota; Metazoa; Arthropoda; Insecta; Orthoptera; Acrididae. Bases 302 to 1579 code for a protein of 425 amino acids. The transcript has 7 exons.